Molecule: messenger RNA, 327 nt
Organism: Pelobates cultripes (western spadefoot toad)
Lineage: Eukaryota; Metazoa; Chordata; Amphibia; Anura; Pelobatidae
Source: the annotation of a GenBank genome assembly
AUGACAGUACUGAAGCAGGAUGGAACUACUCAGUUCUGCAUGGACUACAGGCGACUAAACAAUCGGAUCAUUACCGACGCUUACCCUAUACCCAGAGUAGAUGAACGUUUGGAUAGCAUAGCCAGGGGACACUAUCUGACCACCAUAGACCGGGCCCAAGGAGGCUAUCCCCAAUUGGCCUUCGUCAUCCCACUUGGUGUGUACCAGCCCCUGCUAACCUGUCGGCUACGAUCUCGGAAGUGCUUCUGUUUACUUCCGGUUCACAGGAACCUGACGUCAUUUUCCCGCCUGCCGGCAGUCCGUUUCAAAGUUUCUGUUCUAAACUAA